AUGCACGCGCAAGUCCCGUCUCAGCCACACCUCCAACACCACACCCAUCCCCCCUCGACGCAGGCCCAGUACGACACCAACGGAAUAUACGACAACAGACAACAGUCGACAUCCCACACCAACGGCCAGAGCAACGGCGUGGACAUGAAUCCAUACCAGCAAUACGCGGGAGGCUAUGGCCCAACGCAUCCAUAUCCUCAGCCUCCUCAGCAGCAAGCACCGCAGCAACAACAACAACAGCAACCGCAGCAAUCGGGCCACCCACACCCGCACCAUCAGCAGCAGCCACAGCAACAGCAAGGACCGUACAUGCAGUCUAGCCAGCGCUUGCCUCCCUUGGUUCCUGGUAUGCCUCAAGGAAUGCCGGGAAUGCAUAACGUGCGAGAUGAACCCAGCGCACCGCCCGCUAGCUCUAGCUCUGCUAACAGCCAACAGCCCUCGCAGUACAGUAUGGCAGCUCCGCAGCCGCAAUCGCAGAUGCCGUAUCAACCGCAGCCACAGCAGACACUACCCCCUCCUCCCACUUCAAGAGCAGGAACCAGCAGUCAGUCAGGCGGUAAAAAGAUGUCACAUAGCGGCACGAGGGCCGGCUAUACAUACUCGCUUCAGGUUGUGCAGCAACCACAACGCGCAAGAAUGUGUGGGUUUGGAGACAAAGAUCGCCGGCCCAUAACACCGCCACCCUGUGUGCGUCUCGUUAUUGUCAAUGACAGAGGGACCGAGGUCGAUCUGGAAGAAUUUCCUGGAGAUCCGUCGUUCUUCGUACUGCAGGUUGACCUUUGGGCGGAGAGUGCCGAUCGGGAAGCCAACGUUGUGAGAGCCAGUAGCAACAGUCCGGCUGUCAGUAUCAGUAGUGCGACCACGACAUCCUAUCCACCGCCAGCUGAGCACCCUCGCCACAUGUCACACGAUCAGCCGAUGAUGUACAUCAACGAACAUGGUCAACCCAUAUAUGCCAACAUGCCUGGCUAUGCAGUCGCUAUGGGACGACCUGGCAUGAUGCCGCAACAGCAAUAUGGUGCUCCUCUGUACUACCAACAGAUGCCCGGUCCCGGCAUGCCGUUCAUCCAGCCGCCCCAAGCGCCAAGCGCAAUGUACACUCGGAAUCUGAUCGGGAGCUUGACUGUCAACGCUGCGAAGCUCAAGGACAACGAGAACAAGCAGGGUUAUUGGUUCGUCCUACAAGACCUCAGUGUGCGCACAGAGGGGUUCUUUAGACUUCGAAUGAGCUUCAUCGACAUUAGUAAUACUGGUGGUCCAGGAGUCAGUCGUGGCAAAGCACCUGUUCUCGCUUGGACCUUCUCGGAAAAGUUCCAGGUGUACUCAGCCAAGAAGUUUCCAGGCGUGAUCGAGUCCACUCCACUCAGCAAGGUCUUUGCACAGCAAGGUAUCAAGAUUCCCAUCAGGAAAGAUAACAAGAACGAGGGCGGUGACGAUGAUGAUGGAGAUUGA
Molecule: messenger RNA, 1452 nt
Organism: Fulvia fulva
Lineage: Eukaryota; Fungi; Ascomycota; Dothideomycetes; Mycosphaerellales; Mycosphaerellaceae
Product: Velvet complex subunit B
Exons: 2
Coding region: 1-1452 (483 amino acids)
Source: RefSeq, a predicted model, not a curated record